AUGAGAUGCUCCACUCUACCAGACAUCCAGGUACCCACAACUGUCGUCCGAACAACCCUUUUUGGUCAACCUUCACUCCGAUGCCCUUUGACCUUUGCUCGGGUCUUCUGCACGUCUGACUCACUCCGACCCCGAGUCUACCAUAAAUCGGUCAUGGCUGGAGGUCUCUGUCUCUAUCCGAUGAGAAUAAAGGCCGUCCACGCAAAAUCAUCUUCUCGUCUUCGUAUCUGUUGCCAUUGCCUCGAAGCCACUUAUGGAUCGUGCUUGGCCGACACAUCAGCUCUGUCUCCAGGGCCUGAGCUUCUCAGAGAGCGGCGGCGGGCACUCCCUUCGCUCUGCCUCGCAUUUCACACUCUUCCUUGCCCUCAGCUGCAUUCGUCUACCGCAGCUCUCCUCCUCUGA
Messenger RNA from Protopolystoma xenopodis, 402 nucleotides. The record is from the annotation of a GenBank genome assembly. NCBI's taxonomy places the organism in Eukaryota, Metazoa, Platyhelminthes, Monogenea, Polystomatidea, Polystomatidae.